This is a messenger RNA of Paralichthys olivaceus (Japanese flounder), 1407 nucleotides long. RefSeq names its product keratin, type I cytoskeletal 18-like. Lineage: Eukaryota; Metazoa; Chordata; Actinopteri; Pleuronectiformes; Paralichthyidae. Gene Ontology annotation, molecular function: structural molecule activity. Gene Ontology annotation, cellular component: keratin filament; cytoskeleton. Gene Ontology annotation, biological process: intermediate filament cytoskeleton organization. The record is from RefSeq and is a predicted model, not a curated record.
CCUCUUUGCCAGGACGCACCUCAUCGCCCCCUGAUCGAUCAGCACAGUCUUUUCAGCAAUGGAGCAACAGAUUAAGCGCCAGACUGUUCACACUUUUGAAGGCCAUUCCGCAUCUGUUACCCCACCUUAUCAAAUGUAUGCUCACAGUGUCAUCGGAGGUGCAGGCGGACGUGGGACCAAGAUCUCCACCGCCACCUACGGCUCGCGGGUUGGAAGCUUGGGCAGUGGGUAUGACUACCGCCCCUUGUUCUAUGCAUUCAAUGCCGCAGACAUGGCCAUGGCAAAUGAGAAGUCAACCAUGCAGCACCUGAACGACCGGCUGGCCAUCUACAUGGAUAAAGUCAAGAAUCUGGAGCAAGCCAACAGCAAGCUGGAGAUCAAAAUCAGGAAGGCCAUUGAAGACAGAGGCCUCUUGGGGGGGAAGGACUACACCAAGUUCAAACCCAUUAUUGAAGAACUGAGAGCCAAGAUAUUAGAAAGGAUAAAGGGAAACACACAUCUCGCCAUCUCUUUUGACAAUGCACACAUGGCCUCAGAUGACUUCAGAACCAAGAUGGAGUAUGAGCUGUCCAUGCAUCUAACAGUGGAGGCUGAUAUUACCAGACUGAGGAAGAUUCUGGACGACACCAAUGUCACUUGUCUACACCUGGAGAGCGACAUUGAGAGUCUGAGAGAAGAGAAGAUCUACCUGGAGAAGAAUCAUCAGACUGAAAUUGAAGAAUUGCUUGCCCAGAAAAGCCAAUUUGCCAUCAACGUCGAUGUUGAUGCUCCUAAAGGACAAGACAUGGCCAAGGUCAUGGAGGAGAUGAGGGCUAAGUACGAGAGUAUAGCACUGAAGAGCCAAGAGGAAGUCAAAGCGUGGCAUGAAUCUCAGAUGAAGGAGAUAAAGGUCAGAGUGACUGAGAACACAUCAGCUCUGAAGGAGGCCACGACUACAAUUACUGAUAUCAGGAGGAAAUAUCAGACACUGGAGAUUGAACUGCAGUCUGCACUUAAUAUGAAAGCAACCCAGGAGGCCACUCUUCUUGACAUUGAAACGCGUAACAACAUGGGGAUGGAGCGGUACAACAAAGUCACCCAGAGGCUGAAAGACGAGCUGAGUAAGAUCUGCACGAACAUCCAGGAUGAAAAAAGAGAAUACGAAAGCCUGCUCAACAUCAAAGUGAAACUGGAGGCCGAGAUCGCUGAGUACAGAAGGCUGCUGGAAGGCGAGCCACUCUUCAGACUGGAGGAAGCAGUGGAAACGAAGAAGGUCAAGACCCAAGUGGUGACAAUCACUCAGACCCUGGUGGAUGGCAAACUGGUGUCAGAGGACAAGGACGUGCAAUCCACUGAGUCAGUUGUCAGUUAACAGCAAUAGAUGUUGAAACUGAAAAAAAACCCUGUAACUAAAUAAAAUGACCAACA